Armigeres subalbatus is the source of this 2467-nucleotide messenger RNA. RefSeq names its product elongation factor G, mitochondrial (gene mEFG1). Gene Ontology annotation, cellular component: mitochondrion. Gene Ontology annotation, molecular function: translation elongation factor activity; GTPase activity; GTP binding. The coding region runs from base 98 to 2341 and encodes 747 amino acids. Gene Ontology annotation, biological process: mitochondrial translational elongation. Lineage: Eukaryota; Metazoa; Arthropoda; Insecta; Diptera; Culicidae. The transcript is spliced from 4 exons. The record is from RefSeq and is a predicted model, not a curated record.
AACUAGUGACAUGUUUUUCGUUUCCUUCUUCAAUCUCGUGCACUGGCUCCAGUCUCAUUUUCCUGGUGCUCAAUAAAGCAGUACAUCCGUAUUCACUAUGACCAUCAGUAGUUUCCUUCGAGUUCGCUCUUUAGUCGCGGCAAAGUGUAUUCUUGAGAAUGCCAAUCACUCGUUCUCAAGUCAUGCGGUAUUUGCCGAACAUGCCAAGCUGGAGCGCAUCCGGAACAUUGGAAUCUCCGCACAUAUCGAUAGCGGGAAGACGACGCUGACCGAGCGGAUUCUCUUUUACACCGGCCGAAUCAAGCAGAUGCACGAAGUUAAGGGUAAGGACAAUGUGGGAGCUACUAUGGAUUCGAUGGAACUGGAGCGGCAGCGUGGAAUUACGAUUCAAUCGGCUGCAACUUACACGAUGUGGAAGGACCACAAUAUUAACAUUAUCGACACACCCGGUCAUGUGGAUUUCACAGUGGAAGUAGAACGCGCGUUGCGUGUUUUGGACGGUGCCGUUCUUGUGCUGUGCAGUGUAGGAGGUGUGCAGAGUCAAACACUGACCGUCAAUCGACAAAUGAAAAGGUAUAACGUUCCCUGUUUGGCAUUUAUCAAUAAAUUAGAUCGUAUGGGAGCCAACCCCUACCGAGUGUUGGGUCAAAUGCGAUCAAAAUUGAAUCACAAUGCCGCUUUCAUUCAGCUCCCCAUCGGUGUGGAGAGUGACUGCAAAGGAAUCGUGGAUUUGGUCAAGCAGAAAGCUCUCUACUUUGAGGACCAGUUGGGGCUGACUGUACGAGAGGAUGAGAUUCCGAAGGAUAUGCGUGCGGAAAGUGAUGAGCGGCGCCAUGAAUUGAUCGAGCACUUGUCGAAUGUCGACGAAUCUAUCGGGGAGCUCUUUCUGGAAGAAAAGUUGCCAACCGAGCAGGAUAUUAUGGCAGCAAUUCGUAGGGCGGCUCUGAAGAGAACAUUCACUCCGGUGCUGGUGGGAACUGCUUUAAAGAACAAAGGUGUGCAACCUUUAUUAGAUGCCGUGCUGAACUAUCUACCUCAUCCGGGAGAGGUCGAAAAUAUUGCCUUGAUAGAGAAGAAAGGCGAAGAGCCACAACAGAUUGUGCUGGACCCUGCUCGUGAUGGCAAAAGCCCAUUCGUUGGAUUAGCCUUCAAACUGGAAGCUGGGCGGUUCGGUCAACUCACCUACCUGCGGUGCUAUCAAGGAGUGCUGAAGAAAGGAGACAGCAUUUACAAUGUAAGAUCUGGCAAGAAAGUCAGAUUGGCUCGACUGGUUCGACUACAUUCGAAUAAUAUGGAAGACGUGACUGAAGUCUACGCUGGAGAUAUUUUUGCCUUGUUUGGCGUUGAUUGUGCUAGUGGAGACACAUUCGUCACUAAUCCAGAUUUGGAACUUUCAAUGGAAUCUAUUUUCGUCCCAGAUCCAGUCGUCUCGAUGGCCAUCAAGCCAGCCAACAAUAAAGAUCGAGACAACUUUUCCAAGGCAAUUGCCCGCUUUACCAAAGAGGAUCCCACUUUUCGAUUUGCCUACGACACUGACAUUAAGGAAACGCUUGUUUCUGGAAUGGGUGAGUUGCAUCUGGAAAUUUACGCUCAACGAAUGGAACGCGAAUAUAACUGCCCCGUUUUACUGGGUAAGCCGAAAGUAGCCUUCCGUGAAACGUUGAUGACUCCGUGCGAAUUCGACUACUUGCAUAAGAAACAGUCCGGUGGUCAAGGACAGUAUGCUCGAGUGACGGGAAUUCUGGAACCUUUACCACCCCAUCAGAAUACGACUAUCGAAUUCUCCGACGAAACUAUUGGUACCAACGUUCCUAAGCAGUUCAUCCCUGGCAUUGAUAAGGGUUUCCGCCAGAUGUCAGAGAAAGGUCUGUUGUCGGGCCACAAGUUAUCUGGCAUCAAGUUCCGUCUGUUGGAUGGUGCACACCAUAUUGUGGAUUCCUCGGAGUUGGCGUUCAUGUUGGCGGCACAGGGAGCUAUCAAAACCGUCUUUGAAAACGGAAAUUGGCAAAUUUUGGAACCGAUUAUGAUGGUUGAGGUGACGGCACCGGAGGAGUUCCAGGGCACAGUCAUUGGGCAGCUGAAUAAGCGGCACGGCAUCAUUACUGGUACCGAAGGCUCGGAAGGAUGGUUCACGGUAUACGCCGAGGUUCCUUUGAACGACAUGUUUGGCUACGCCGGAGAGCUAAGGUCGAGUACGCAAGGCAAGGGCGAGUUUAGCAUGGAAUACAGUCGGUAUUCGCCGUGUAAGCCUGAUAUACAAGAAAAGUUAAUGCAAGAUUAUCAAAUUUCGCAAGGUAAUGUAGUGGUGGACUCUAAGAAACAACAGAAAAAGAAAAAUUAAAAACAUUCGAUUCUGAGUGCAACGCAACGCGGGUGCUGAUCUGUACAUAUUAGGAUUAAUUAGAGCUAUGUAAUUCAAGUUAGACUUAUCAAUUGGAUCAAUUUAUUAAACGAAUUAUAAGACAAA